CAUUACUACGCGACGCCCACGUCGAGGUGAAAGUGCAAGCUGCCAUCUUCGAGCAGAUCUUCUCCAAUAGUUAGGAAAGCAGAAAAACUGUAAGUUUCACUGCACGUCCUUUGCGGGUUUCUUCGACCCGUCGGCAUUCUAAAGAGACACCUGAACACACAUCGCAGCGGGUUUGUUUUAUUUCCAGCCCGGUUGGCGCGUUAGCUCGGAGCUAGGCUGCUCUGCUGAUGGCUGCCUAACGUUAGCUCGGCUGGCUAACAGUUAGCUCUGGCUGUAAACAAACACUUUGGACAGUGAUAGGCGAGCUUAAAAGUCUAAAGCUUUGGUCAAUCAGUUAAAACAUCCUCUCAGUAACCUGGUGCAUUAAAAACUAAGUGGACCGGGUGGUUUAAGACAGUUUAAUAGCCGAAUAGCGUCACACUCUGCACGCUGCAUGCCUGGCCGGGCUAGCUAGCCACACAACUUCAGUUUUGAUGACACGGCGAGUUUGUGUAAACUAGCUGGACCAGCUCCGUUUGUGCGUUGUCGGUCGGUCGAGGUCAGCCAGCAGAACCACAGCCAUGUCGUCCUUCUCCGAGUCGGCUCUGGAGAAGAAGCUGUCGGAGCUCAGUAACUCGCAGCAGAGCGUCCAGACCCUGUCGCUGUGGAUCAUCCACCACCGAAAACACUCGGCUCUCAUCGUCAAAGUGUGGCACCGGGAGCUCAAGAAAGCCAAAAGUAACAGGAAGCUGACGUUCCUCUAUCUGGCCAAUGAUGUUAUCCAGAACAGCAAGAAGAAAGGACCCGAGUUCACCAAAGACUUUGAGUCUGUUUUAGUCGACGCCUGUUCUCAUGUUGCCAGGGAAGCAGAUGAGAGCUGUAAGAAGCAUAUGGAGAGGCUGCUGAACAUCUGGAAGGAGAGGAGCCUUUACAGAAACGACUUCAUCCAGCAGCUCAAACUGGCCAUAGAGGACUCGAACAGCCCGAGGCCUGCAGGUCGGCCCGCUGCAGAGGAGAAGAGGCCUGUGAAACGAAGCUAUCCAAAGGUCCAGGAUGAGGAAGAAGAUGAAGAUGACGACUACAGAAGCCACACCUCCCCUCGCAACACAGACGCCUCAGCAACCCAGCUGACAGAGGAGCUGGUGAAGGCCUUGCAAGAUCUGGAGAAUGCUGCGUCGGGCGAUGCAGCCGUCCGUCAGAAGAUCGCCUCGCUGCCCCAGGAAGUUCAGGAUGUUUCCCUGCUCGAGAAAAUCACCGACAAGGAGGCGGCGGACAAGCUGUCGAAGACGGUGGACGAGGCCUGUCUGCUGCUGGCCGAGUACAACGGGCGUCUGGCCGCAGAGCUGGAGGACCGGAGGCAGCUGGCGCGCAUGCUGACCGAGUACAUCAGCAGCCAGAAGGAGGCGCUCAGCGAGAGGGAGAAGAAACUAGAGGAGUACAAGCAGAAGCUGGCCAGGGUCACCCAGGUGAGGAAGGAGCUCAAGUCCCACAUCCAGAGUCUGCCCGACCUCUCUCUCCUGCCCAACGUGACGGGAGGCCUGGCGCCGCUUCCCUCGGCUGGCGACCUCUUCUCCACCGACUGAGGGGGCUUUCCCCGGCCACAGUGCCCCCCCCACUCAAACCCCCUUAAAUCCCCACCACCACUCUCCCUCCACCCAGUGUCCCAAGCCAGGGUACAAACACUGACACAGACGAGCCGGCCGCCUUUGCUAACUCCAAACCUGAAGAGAGAGGGCGAGAGAGGAGGGACGGUGGGAGUUUUGGUGAAAUCAAAAUGCUCUGCGGUGGCGGGGGUCGGUGGGGCAAACAGAGACUCCGAGUCUUUCAUUCUGGACGUUCCCGCCAUCGCUCGAUUGUCAGAGAUUCCACACCACCAGCUCGGAAUACAAGUUUUCUUCCUGUUUGGUUUUUAGUCUAAAUUUUUUUACGCGAGGGAAUGCCAGUGAUUCUUGAGAGGAGAGGGGGGAAGAGGCGGAGGAGGAAGAGGAGGAGGUGGAGGAGGAGGAGGGGGGGGAAAUGCUAAGCUAUUGACAGACAUCACCGCAGGUUGUCAGUCGAAGCAUGUCUCUCUGUGCGGUCAGGUCAAACAUGGCUGCAUGACGAAGAGUACCUGCCAUCCGUUAUUUUUAAUUUAGUGGUUUUCAGUUGGUGGAUUUUUAUUGACACGUAGCCCGCGAGGUGGUUUUGGUGUGUGUGCGUGUGUGUGCGUGUGUGUGUGUGUGUGUGUGUGUAUCAAGAGAAGAUAUGGGAGACUGAAGAGGGGGGCUCGGUGUACAUUGUAUUUUUGUUGUUUGUUGAAUGUUUAUAGUCAAUAACUGUUACUCAACACUCUCAUUUUGGCUAAGUUUCCCCUGUGAUUAAACGUUUUGGGUUGUCAUGCCAACAGGCCAUGCGCAGUUUUCAGCAACCAGUCUUUUCCUUUCAUUUAGCGUCACCGCUGCCAUCUGCACCCAUCUGUUCUCUCAUUUGUGUCCAUCUGAUGAAGCAUUCAGUUUGAUUCAUUUACACAACAACAACAACAACAACAAAAAAGUUGUAAUCCAUAACGUGUAGGAAGUUGUUUUUCAUGCUGACUUUUGAUGUUGAAGGUGAACUUUAUUUUGAAAAGGAUAUCCUGUGCUAAUCAUCAUUCAUCAGCAGGGUUUGAUCUCUACAAAAGCACAGAUGCAGAAAAUCAGAUAAAAGGUGAUUUUUGAUUUUUAGUUUAUUUUAUUUUUUUUAAAGCUUUUCUUUUUUUUUUGCUUGUUUUCAAAAAGUGGCUCAUGGCCUUACUUUUUAAAUGUGUAAAACCCGUGCUUUAAAACCUCAGUUGCAGUUUCCGUCCCCCAAAAUAGAGAAGAAUCUGAAAAGGCAGCAAGGUGAGGAAAAAUGGAAGAGAUAAUCCCAGCUCGUUCGGAUUUAGUCGGUGUGUGUCCAGUCUUGAAUUGCUUUACUGAAGAAAAGAAAAGAAAACAAAAAACAAGAGUAGGCACAGCUUCAGCUCUCUGCAGUCUUUCUCAGGUGUCCACUACAGUCUUUAUUUUUUAUUUGAUAUAAAAUAGGUGACAAUCCACAUGACAGCUGCAGCAGUUUGGGUAGCGGGGUCGGGAGGAGCGAGGCUCCCAAAGCAGUCUGAGGCAGUUCUUCUGUACAGUUUUAUGUCGAGACCACAAGAGAAUAUGGUCUGCAGAAUUCAUAUUUGACACUCGGUUGUCUGUGUACAGAAACAGAACUCAUUUAUUGAAAAAUUUUAUGAUUUAGAAGAAGUUGGAGAAAUGUAUAGCAAAGACAAAUGACAUACGCUGUGAAAGUAUUUUGAAGCCUGACCGGGGGGCUGAGGGAGGGGUGGGGUGAUAAUAUUGCGAAUCCUUUCAUAAAACUCUGUGACUGAUUGAUCUUGCCUGGCAGAAUGGAGCCCAGAAAGGUCAAAUCCUCCGAAUUAAAUGAAGCAUGGCGGCCGUGGCUCAGAGUUUCAGCAGACCUUCAGUUUGAUUCACUUUAAUUUGCAAUUUGAUUUAAGAAUUACUUUCUUUGUUGAAACGAUUCAGUUGGAUUAGUUUGUAGACCACGAUGGUAGUAGGUUGAUUCAGCAAGAAUUUUAUAACCCCUUAAUAAAUACACAAGUUUUUUUGUUUUUUUUUUACCUUCUGAAAUAUGGAAAUAAAAGACACCAUAAUGACUUACACUUAAUUUAAAAAAAAAUAUUGACAAAACAGUAAUGUUCUGUUUGAUUGGUAGAUCAGCACAUUAGGUCUUUUUUUUAUUAUUUUGAAUGAUUUGCUUUAAAUAAUUCCAUAUGAAUGCAGACUGAAAUCAGUGAUUCAUUCUGUUUCUUUAUCUUAGCAGAUCAGUACAGAAUUAAUAAUCAGUGUGAUGAAUGAACCCAAAAUAGGCCGUGCUCCUGUUCUCUGGUGGCUUUUCAUUUCUGGCAAGUGACAAUGAGCUCAGCUGUCGGGGCAAAAGUAAAUUUUUUCACUUUUAUUGUGGAGUUUAGAUUUUAUUCUGCGCUUCAGAACAGAGUCAAGAAAUUUCCACCCUUUGAACUCCAAUUUACGUUUCACUUUGACCCACAAAUGUAAAAGUUGAAUGGAAAACAGGGUUUCAAACCAGCCGGAACGGGGAACGCAGCGAUCCAUCUACCAGGCAGGCACGAUCGACGAGCAGAUGCUGAAGUGAUGAGGAGGGACUUGAGCGAUCCAGAUGUGCUAUCGUAGAUGUUAGAUCUUUUCUUACCUACUUAACUGUGUGGCAUGUGUUUCUCUCUGCAGAAUCAUACUGUACUACCAGGACUCUACCAGUAGUGGUAGUUUAUUUUUUCUGUAAAGAAAGUGUUUCAGUGGAUACCAAUAAAAAAUGGACCCAUUUGAACAAAAAA
Myripristis murdjan (pinecone soldierfish) is the source of this 4333-nucleotide messenger RNA. RefSeq names its product regulation of nuclear pre-mRNA domain containing 1B (gene rprd1b). Gene Ontology annotation, molecular function: RNA polymerase II complex binding. The transcript is spliced from 7 exons. NCBI's taxonomy places the organism in Eukaryota, Metazoa, Chordata, Actinopteri, Holocentriformes, Holocentridae. Gene Ontology annotation, biological process: mRNA 3'-end processing. The record is from RefSeq and is a predicted model, not a curated record. The coding region runs from base 561 to 1562 and encodes 333 amino acids.